Molecule: messenger RNA, 2625 nt
Organism: Lolium perenne
Lineage: Eukaryota; Viridiplantae; Streptophyta; Magnoliopsida; Poales; Poaceae
Source: RefSeq, a predicted model, not a curated record
AUGGACAUUGACACCGGCAUGGGCCACGAGGCCGGCAGCUCUAGCCGGGCCCCCGAAAUAGAUCUUUCCAACAUCACACGCGGGGCCUGGAAAGGCUCUGACGUUACCCAGCACGAGAUCGACUGGCUUUACCGGUCCAGAAGGAUACCGGAAGGCGUAUCGUGCCGGCUUCCCGGCGACGAGAUCGAACCGGUACUCAAUCCCGAGACCUUUUUCUAUGUGAGGAACACCGGUGUGGCUGAUCUUAUCAACCUGCCGGCAUUCGACCCGGCGGUGCCCCGGAAGAUUAACUGGGGCUUCAACCCGAAGACCAACUUCACCGAGGCCAACCGGGUGGUACGCUUCGUGGAGAAGCUCAAGAGAGAAACCGACAUUUGCUCGGACGACAUCAUCCGCACCUUCAUAUCUUGCCGGGUGCUUCCUCUUCAGCGCCGGGUCCCUAAGAUGAGCGAAAUGUACGGCCCCGGAGAUCCUACCAAGAUCACCGGCCUUCCUUUGAGCAAGAGGGACGUAGCCCUUAAGGCUAGGCAAAUCUGCCAGACCGCCAUGCCGGAGGACUGGGAAUGGGGCUUAGCGCCUCUCAGCUCCACCAACCCUCCAACUGAGGAAGUAAGCGAUGGUGUGACCCGGGUUGUUGUUCCGGCUAAGGAGCGCUUCCCUGGCAUCGAGUCCGACCGACGAGGCCCUUGCCGGAAGCGUCCUCUGGACCAGGUCGACCCGGAUCCUUUUAUCCACUGGGGCGAUCUCAAGAUGGGCCGGACACACACCUCGCGCCCUGAUGCAACUUCAGCCGGCACGCAACCGCAGGUCCAUGAGCACACCGCGCCUCUGCAGGCCGAGCUUGGCCAGGAGUUUCUGGACAAGCUUGCCUCCAAAGGCAAGAAGAACAAGGCUCCGGCACCUGAGGCCGGCUCGAGCCAGGUCAUUCCCACCAAGCGCCCUCGGAUCGAGGCCAUUGGGGGAAAGAAGGUGGCGCAAAAGCACCGCAUUGGCAGACAGAUGCCAAUGGCCACCGGCCCUGCGCUCAAGCUGACCAAGAGCGCUGAAGGCACUCCAACUCCUCCUCACGCAAACCACCGCGCGGAGGAGGACUUAGCUUCCCCUCCAGAAACACAAGAUACCGGCGCCAGCGACACCGGCGCCGAUCCAGAAACUGCCGAGCGGGCGGAGCCUUUGGUUCCUCCCGCUCCCAAGAAGAAGAAGAAGACCACCGGGUCGUCCCCCUCCAAGCCGGUGCCGGAUUCCUCCGCACCUGGCACCACUUCAAUGGCCGAGGCCACGCCUGCGCCACCGCCAGAAACCUCCAGCGCCAAGCCAACUGAGGCCGCGCCAACGCCUCCACCGGAAGCUGCAAUCGCCAAGGAUAAAGCUACAGCCCCCGGCACCUCAUCAUCCGGCCAGCAGCCCUUAGCGCUGCAUGCUGGCCCCGCUGCCACCGCGGCUGUGGUGAAACCUUCCGGCGCCCUUGGCCGGAUCACUGAGCUGAAACGGGCAGGCCGCAACCUGGGGCAUCUGCUCCCCUACGCCGAAAAGUGUAAUGAUGCGGACAUUUCCAGCACCGCCGACGCCCGGAAGCAUCUCUUCGAGGAGCUUCUGUGGGAGCACCGGGAGCUUUCUGAGGCGCACAGCAAGUGUGAAGCCAUCCCGGAAGCUUCCAUUGAAGCCCUCCGAGCCCAGGUCGCCACCCUCGAAGCUGAAAAGGAGCACCUCCUCCGGAAGCACCGCGUGGCCUUGAACGCCCAGGAAACCUACGCCAAAGGGCUAAAGGACCAGCUGAUCCAAUUUGGGCUCCAGCGCGACAAGGAGCUGAAGGAGGCUGAAGCUGCGGCUGAGGCACGCCUGAAGGAGGCUCUGGACGACGCCAGCAACUCCACCGCGGUGUUGCGGGCCGAGCUGGAGGAGGCAGCCAAGGGGCGCAAAGCAGCCGAGGAGCGGCUUGGGCUUCUUGAGGCGGACCAGAAGGGAUAUGACCUCCUGGUUAUGCAAACCGACGCGCUUGCCAAGCACCUCUUUCCGGAUUCGGAGGCAUACGCCGUCCAGAAGGUAGUAGAGCGCCGAGCCGUCCAGGAGUUCAAGACCCCGAAACUGCCGUGGGACUCCUACGAUCAUCUGGUCGCGCUCAACGCCAGGAUCUCCCACAUGCGCUCCGUGGAUUAUAUCCCUGAAAUGGCGAGCCAGCUCCUGAAGCCUAUUAUGACCCAUUAUAUUGGCCUUGGCACCCAAUGUAUUGGGUACCGAAAUGCUGCCGCGAAACUGCAAGAGGCUCUCGACCAAGCCAAUAAGCGCGCCGAUGACCUUGCGCUGAAGCUCAAAAAUAUCGAGGCUGCUCGGGAAGAAGAGGUUGCUGGCCUCCGCCAAACGCUCCAAGAUGCUGAACACGCCUUAAGCGAACAGGCCUCUCGACAAAUUGCGCGCGAGGAAGCCGUUAUCAAACACUUGGAGAUGCAAAAUCGACGCUUUGUCAGGAAAAUGGGUGAGGAUUUCGUGCUGCAGGAAGCUGAAGAAGAUCGCCUUUUCGACACCCUGUCCAUAUUCGAGCUUCAUGGGAACCUGGCGCGUUCAAGCAUCUCGAGUGCUCGAGAUGCUUUUACGCGCUUCUUUCCCUACUUCUUCCCUAAGCAGUAG